This is a messenger RNA of Aegilops tauschii subsp. strangulata, 2377 nucleotides long. RefSeq names its product benzyl alcohol O-benzoyltransferase-like. NCBI's taxonomy places the organism in Eukaryota, Viridiplantae, Streptophyta, Magnoliopsida, Poales, Poaceae. The record is from RefSeq and is a predicted model, not a curated record.
AUGUCUGUGGCACGGACGCUGACGACCUUGUCCAUCCGGCGGGGCGAGCGCGAGCUCGUGGCGCCGGCGAGGCCCACGCCCUACGAGUUCAAGGUGCUCUCCGACAUCGACGACCAGGAGGUCCUCCGCUUCUAUCGCUCCGGCGCCUUCUUCUACCGCGGCGACGCCUCCAAGUCCGGCAUUGACCCGGCGAAGGCCAUCAAGUCGGCGAUCUCGGAGGCGCUCGUGCACUACUACCCUCUCGCCGGCCGGUUCCGGGAGCUCCAGCCGACGAGGAAGCUCGUGGUCGAGUGCACGGGGGAGGGGGUCGUGUUCGUCGAGGCGGACGCCGACGUCCGGAUGGAAGACUUUGGAAACUCGCUGGCACCGCCGGUGCCAUGUUACGAUGAGCUGUUGCCCGAGCAGGAGAGAGCGACCGCCGUUGUCGUCGACCGUCCUUUGCUCUUUGUUCAGGUGACGCGGCUGAGGUGCGGAGGCUUCGUCUUCGGGUUCCAGAUAUGCCACUGCAUCGCCGACGGCCCGGGGAUCGUGCAGUUCCUGACGGCGCUGACGGAGUUCACCCGCGGCGUGCCGGGCGCGCCGACCGUGCGGCCGGUGUGGCAGCGCGAGCUCCUCACGGCGAGCUGGCCGCCGGCUACCGCGCACGACCACGUGGAGUACGCGCCUCUCCCCGACCCCGGAAAGGACGUGGUCUCCUCCUCGGACAUCUUCUCGCAGCACACGUUCUUCUUCGGCCCCCGCGAGAUCGAGGCGCUCCGGUCCCAGGCCCCGCCGGCGCUGCGCACCGCCGCGUCGCGGUUCGACCUGAUCGGCGCCUUCAUGUGGCGGUGUCGUGCCGCCGCGCUGCGGUACGGCCCGGACGAGCUGGUCCGGCUGCACAUGUUCGUGAACGGCCGGGUGAGGAACAGGAGCCGGCACCGCCUGCCGAGGGGCUACUACGGCAACUCGUUCGCGUUCGCCUCCGCGUGCGCGCCCGCCGGGCAGCUGUGCCGGAGGCCCCUCGGCGAGGCGCUGCGGCUGCUGCUGGAGGCCAAGGCGCGGGCGGAGCAGGAAGGGUACGUGCAGUCGGCGGCCGGCUUCAACGCGGCGCACAGGAGGCCGGCGUUCCCCAAGGCCCGGACGUACCUCAUCUCGGACAUGACCCAGGGGGGGAUGAUGGCGGUGGAUUUCGGGUGGGGCACGCCGGUGUACGGAGGGCCGGCGACGAUCAUUCUGGCCACGUUCCAUCUGGAGGGGAGGAACGAGGCCGGUGAGGUGGGCGUCAACGUACCGACGAGGUUGCCUGUGCUGGCGCUGGAGCGGCUGAAGGUGGAGGUGAGCAAGGGGCUAACGGUCAGCGGUCGGACUGUCACUGAACCUGCGGACAAGAGCAAGUCAGCCUUGGUUCCUGGUCACGCUCUCGCAAAGCUGUAGAAGAGGUGUGGUACUAGGCUCCUGCGUACACAACAUCAAAAAAAGCACCAAGUUCGGCCACUGUUGUGCUUGUGCUUAGUAAUGCAUCUCUCGUGGAUUGUUUCCAUUGUAAGAUGGUUUUUCCUCGGCAUCUUGUUCGGUAGUGUGUUUUUAUCUACUCUAUAUAAUAAUUUGCACAUAUGCACGUGCAUUGCAAGGGGAGAAAAAAUAGUGUGCAUUUAAAUUUAGUUAGAAUUAUAUAUGCAAGCAUAACCAUGCGAGCAUGCCGAUAAGAAACAUUUAGGUUUCGGGUUUCGUCACAUGUGAAAUAAUCAAUCCGCUAUUUUUUCGUUCAUUGAUCAAGGGGAUUUAAGGUAUGAAGUUUGAAAAGGCCAGCGAAUUAUUCAAUCUGUUUUUCAUUCAUUUGAGGGGAUAUCAAGAUAUGAAGUUCCACAAUAUGAAAGUGAGGCGGGUCUUCUUUUUUUCAUGUACAAUCCAUCGAUAACUACCGGAGUUAAUUCUACUCCGCUAUUUUUUCAUUCAUUAAUCGAGGGGAUUUAAGGUGUGAAGUUUCAUAAUAUGGGAGUGAGCCAGGUCUUCUCCUACUCUUCUCUUUUCCUCAGGUAGCAAUCCUCAAGAAAUUCAGAGUCCUUUUCUAGCUAACUCAUGUAUCAAUCCAUCCAUCCUUCGUUCAGCAUAAUCCAUCCAUCCUUCGUCCAGCAUAAUCCAUCUAUACAUGUAGUUUCGCACAUGUACAAAAAUUGAUACGACCCUUAUUUCCUGGGUAGUUGGGCCGGCUAAAUUGUGUGGGUUGUGAAAGGCUCAGGCACCGAAAUGACAUGUCUUUGUAAGGUGCGAGUAAAAAUCCAGAAGAAAUGACAAGUUGAAGGAUCGAGCUCAGGACCUCAAUGACCCGACAAAAGUGCUGCCAUCCACUCAAACAAACAGGUCCUGCUAACCAAUGGGCAGUGCAAAUAUUUAAGAA